Cavia porcellus (domestic guinea pig) is the source of this 5028-nucleotide messenger RNA. It is a transcript of the gene Sp7, whose product is annotated as Sp7 transcription factor. Gene Ontology annotation, molecular function: RNA polymerase II cis-regulatory region sequence-specific DNA binding; DNA-binding transcription factor activity, RNA polymerase II-specific. The record is from RefSeq and is a predicted model, not a curated record. The transcript is spliced from 9 exons. Gene Ontology annotation, biological process: regulation of transcription by RNA polymerase II. The coding region runs from base 2132 to 3418 and encodes 428 amino acids. NCBI's taxonomy places the organism in Eukaryota, Metazoa, Chordata, Mammalia, Rodentia, Caviidae.
UCAACUACACAGUGAGACUAUGUUUCAACAAAACAAAAUAUAGUAACCAAAAAAAGUGAAAAACCUUUGGACUUUUGUGAAACCAAGAAUUUAUGAGAAACCCAAGACCAGGUACAGACAGUCUUUGUAAUUAUUAUCACGGCCCAUUCUCCAGUCUGACUUUCGUCUUUUUUGCUUCCCUAUCUGAGAAGCACUGUGACUCAUAGCAGCUCACACGGUAACUGGUAUUAGAAAAGGAUUCAGUCCUUCAGAUAGCCAAGGGCAGGUGGUCUUUUAGGCCCUGCAGAAGGAUAAAGGCUGGGGCGUUGGAUGUUGUGUCAGGGUUGGGGCUGAGUCAAAGAAAACAAUUUAAGUUAUUGCUGGAGCCAAACUCUGGCCCAACCUCCUCGAGAAUGUUCUCUUCUGAAAAGGGCUGUAAGACAGCCCUGACACCAGGCUAAUGGUCUCUGAAGCUUAAAGACCCUUUCCCUUAUAAAAGCCAGAGUGCCUGUACGGUGGAAGCUGAGGCAGGAAGACAGCUGAGCCAGAGCCAGUGCCAGGCCAGCCUGGCUACAUAGUUAGGCUCUUGGGGGUGGGGGUGGAGCAAAGAGGAAGAGAAACUGUUGAGAACCUCGCAAGUUCAGGAUCCAUCUGUAUUUCUGAAAACUAAAGAAACCAGGAGAGACAGGGACGUAACUAGACCAAACAGCAAACGCAAAGGCUUUCUGAACAUUUAAACCCCUGGGGAUUCCAGUUGGGAAGGAACACCAUCAAAACACUUCCCUUCCCCCAAAACCCCAAACCCCCUCUGGCUCCUCAGGGAGCCUAAGCUCACCGCGACAGCUGGCGUCGCUUCGCGUCAUGUUACCCUCCCUGUCACGCGCCCACGCGCUCAGGCCCUGAGGGUGACCUGUGCCUUUGUUUUUUAAGUUCCUCCUCCUUUAACCAAAAUUGAGCAGCUCUCCCGCCUCCUUCCUCCACUCCUUAGGCACCCCUGAGUCCUCCCCAGAGCCCAGAGUCCAGAGCGGGCGACUACAGCCCCGCGGUCCCGUUCCUGGCGCCCCGGGCCAGGCCGCGGGACAGCAGGGGGCGCAACGCCGGGCGCCCGGGGCAGCAAGGGCGAGGCCGCGGCCGCCGCAGUAAACAAGCCGGGCCGCCACGCGGCGCCCGGAGCAGCGGGGCGGAGCCGCCGUCUCUCGGCCUCCCCGCCCCCCGCUUCCGGCCCCGAGGCGGCGGCCGCCCGGAUCGCGAGCGCCUGUUCCUGGAGUCCCCGGAGCAGCUGAGGCCUGAGCAGGCGGAGCUGGAGUCUCCACCGAGCUCUCGCUGCUGCCCGGGAGGAGAGCUCGAGUGGCCGCACGACCUGGGGCAGUGGCAGUGGACAAAGGAUCUCACUAUGUAGUUCAAUCUGACCUUGAGCUCACUGUGUCACCUAAACUGGCCUCAUGGGGCAAUCCUCCUGCCUCAGCUUCUCAAGUGCUGGAAUUGAAGAGACCAAAAUUAUGAAAUUAUAAAAGGAUAAAAAGAAAGAGAAAAAGAAGAGGAGGAGGAAGAAAAAGAAGAAACUACAACAAAAUUUCAAAACGUGAAUCAAGGGGCAACAAUGCUUUUCUACCGCAACUAGAGCAAAAAGUUACUGGCUAAAAUAAAGAAGAAAGAAAGAAAAAAAAAAAAAAGAAGAAGAAGAAGAAAGAUGACUGUUGUACCAGCCAAUGGACUUCUGGAUAGUUGGAGAGGAGUUCUGUUUGCACUGGUGAUUCUCUCUUGCAUGACCAAAUCUUCAGUAACACCAUCCAGGGGAAGCCUUGAAGUCCUUGGGAUUGGAGGCCUGAGGCUCAGAGGGAGCCCAGCCUAGCAGAGUGGAUAGAGGGCAGUGGAUAUGGAAGGAGCAGCGGCGGGCGGGCAGCAGCAGCCUCGGCAGCAGCAGUAGCAACAGCAGCAGAAGCAGCCGCUGCCAGCAUCGGUGAGGACACUGGAGCCAGAGUAAGAUUGCAGGACCAGGAUCGCAGCCCGUGUAGGAGCCAGAGUGCAGCUGGCCUGGGAAAGGAGUGGAUCCUUCCCAGCACCCGUAAGCCACCGGUUGCCUGCUCUCUCCCUGCCAGACCUGCCGAGAGGAGAGCCUGGGACAGCCAGCCUCAGGUUCCCCAGCCUCAGGAUGGCGUCCUCCCUGCUUGAGGAGGAAGCUCACUAUGGCUCCAGUCCUUUGGCCAUGCUGACAGCAGCGUGCAGCAAGUUCGGUGGCUCCAGCCCUCUGCGGGACUCAACAACGCUGGGCAAAACAGCCACAAAGAAGCCAUACUCUGAACUUUCAGCUCCCAAAACCAUGGGGGAUGCCUACCCAGCCCCCUUUUCAAGCACCAAUGGGCUCCUCUCACCUGCAGGCAGUCCUCCAGUGCCCACGUCCGGCUAUGCCAAUGACUAUCCGCCCUUUUCCCACUCUUUCCCUGGGCCCACAAGCACCCAGGACCCUGGGCUACUAGUGCCCAAAGGGCAUACCUCUUCUGACUGCCUGCCCAGUGUCUACACCUCUCUGGACAUGGCACACCCGUAUGGCUCAUGGUACAAGGCAGGCAUCCAUGCAGGCAUCUCACCAGGCCCUGGCAACACUCCUAGUCCUUGGUGGGAUAUGCACCCUGGUGGCAACUGGCUAGGUGGUGGACAGGGCCAGGGUGAUGGGCUGCAAGGGACACUGCCAACAGGCCCUGCUCAGCCUCCACUGAACCCCCAGCUGUCUACCUACCCAACUGACUUUGCUCCCCUUAACCCAGCCCCCUACCCAGCCCCUCACCUCCUGCAGCCAGGACCCCAGCAUGUUCUGCCCCAAGAUGUCUAUAAGCCCAAGGCAGUUGGCAAUAGUGGGCAAAUAGAGGGGAGUGGUGGGGCCAAAAACCCCCGAGGUGCAGGGACAGGAAGUAGUGGCAGCUAUGCGGGUAGUGGGACAGGGCGCUCCUCCUGUGACUGCCCCAACUGCCAGGAGCUGGAGCGCCUGGGGGCAGCAGCAGCCGGGCUGAGGAAGAAGCCCAUCCACAGCUGCCACAUCCCUGGCUGUGGCAAGGUGUAUGGCAAGGCCUCGCAUCUGAAGGCCCACUUGCGUUGGCACACAGGCGAGAGGCCCUUUGUCUGCAACUGGCUGUUCUGCGGAAAGAGGUUCACCCGCUCUGACGAGCUGGAGCGGCAUGUGCGCACUCACACCCGGGAGAAGAAGUUCACCUGCCUGCUCUGCUCCAAGCGCUUUACCAGAAGUGACCACCUGAGCAAACAUCAGCGCACUCACGGAGAGCCAGGCCCAGGCCCCCCUGCCAGUGGCCCCAAGGAGCUGGGGGAGGGUCGCAGCGUGGGGGAAGAGGAGGCCAGUCAGACACCUCGAACUUCGGCCUCACCAGCACCUCCAGAAAAAGCCCCUGGAGGCAGCCCUGAGCAGAGCAACCUGCUGGAGAUCUGAGCUGGGUGCAGGGUCUCCAGCCAGAGGCCUUUUGCCAGCCUCUCUGGCUCUGUGGACCACUGCUUGCCCUCAUUCCCUUCCCUAUGCAUGCUGUCUUUUGGGGCUUUCUCUGCUUCUUCUCAGCAUUCUGGCCUGGUGAGUCCUUGCAUGUCUCUUCAGCUCACUUCCUCCAUGUGCCAGGAGCCCAACUCACUUCAGGCCCUCAUGUUGUAUCUGAUUCCUGACCUCUGGCUUCCUAAGUUUUUUCUUGGUCCCUGUUCACAGCUUCUGUCCCGGGUCUUGCUAUACCAAACCACUUUUCUUCCAUCUGGAUUCCCAGCACUAUUUCUCUCUUACACAAACUCCAUUGCAUCCUUUCUGCUUUCCAAGCUUAUUUAGUGUUACCCCUCAGCUUCCAGCCCUUAUCUUCCCAACUUCUUACUUCGCUCUCCACCCUCCAGAGCUUUUUUCCCUUUUCACAAACACAGCUGAUAGUGAUUAUUUAUUGCCCCCUGGUGGCCUCUUCAUUAGGGACCAGUUUUAGGGGGAUUGGGGUUAGUGACCUGGCUGGGAGCAAGGUGCCAAGAGGGGGGCAGACCAGUGGGGAUCUGACCCCAAAAAUGGGAUGACCCCAGGGUCAGGGAGGCUGCCCCCAGGCCUGUACAGUUAACCCCUGUGCACCAGGAGUAAUGAAUAAUAAUAAUAAUAAUAAUAAUUCUAUUUAUCUAAGUUAUGAUGACGGGUCAGGUAGAGUGAGCUGGGGAGGGAAGGGGAUCCAUUUCUGCUAUGGAAAUUCUAGCCAAAUGCAUCUCUGUAUAGACAAAGUGAUAGCAGAGGUCAUCUUAAUAGAAUUUCUAUCAUCAGGGUUCAGUUAAUGGGGUUUCUUUUUCAGUGAAGUUUUUACAAAUUGGGUUGGUUAGCUAGAUCUCUGUAAGAGAGUAGAUGUGGGUAUUUCUCAGUGAGGAGAUCCCUAAUAUUCCCAGCCCCAGCCAGAAGCUGUGAAACCUCAAGUCCUAUGUGGGGAGGACUGGAGUGUACUCCAGCUCCCUUGACCCCAGAGCAGGUCCUUCCACUGCCCACUUCAGACAUCAUGACCCUAUCAGGGUAAUACCCUGUUGCCAUGGUUACAGACAGCUUGCAGCUGCCAUCUUAAACAGGCUUUUUGGGGAAGCCCAUCUAACAGGAGGACAUUGGUUUGAAGGUGCCUCUCUUAAAGAAUGGGUGGGGAAGACUCUCUGGGACCAGAUUCAAAUAAAUCAAGUAUUUAUUGAGUGCCUACUUUCUACAAGGCACUGUAUUAGGCCUGGUGCCUAGAAGCCAUGAGAAAGAAUUUUACAGAGCUAGGAGGACAGAGGUCCCCAAACAGAUUUGGGGGUGUAUCCACAGGCCCCCCCAACCUGGGACUUCUGACUCCACUUCCAAUGACUUUUAAAGCCGCUUGUGCCUUUGAAUGCUUUUCCUGAGACUUUGGAUCCUCCUUUUCUAUCCCCUGCUCCCUCAGAGCCCCAAGUUAAAGAGCAAAGCCGCUGGAACUUGGGGUGAGGGUAACAUUGUGGAGGGGAAGAAAUCAUCCCCUCGUGGUCUUUUUUUUUUUUAAUUUUUAAUUUAAUAAAUAAAAGUUUGAUUUGAAA